Molecule: messenger RNA, 1882 nt
Organism: Cylas formicarius (sweet potato weevil)
Lineage: Eukaryota; Metazoa; Arthropoda; Insecta; Coleoptera; Brentidae
Exons: 5
Coding region: 1-1530 (509 amino acids)
Source: RefSeq, a predicted model, not a curated record
AUGUCUUUGCCAAGUCUGUGCUACUACCAAGAUCGAACCAGAAGGGUAGUCGAAGAGAGUUUGGAGGUGGCCUUGGCAAUUUGUAAUUUGGAGAUGCAUUGUUUGACCACUGCGAAAAUUUUUGACAUAUUUGACCAGACACUGAGCUCCGCCUUCGUGCUGAAUACGGGAUACUGGCCGUUUUAUAACACGGUGAAGAACCAACCUCUCUGUGUGUGCGGAAGGUACGGAUUGCUAUGUAGACAUUACAGACAGUCUUCAUAUUGGAUGGAUUUAACCCCAGUAGCCUUCGACGAUACGCCCAUGUUCUCGACCAGAAACAACAUGCAAUUGUCCGUAUUGACUUCUUCUAUCGAAGUGGCGCCGGUUACAACGGGCAUGCCUGGCUACAAUAUGUUCAUCAACCUAAAUCUCCAAUAUAAAAGGAUGGAAAAACGCGCAAGACGCAGGCGAGCCGAGACAAACGUCGUAAAUUUUCAAGAAUAUAUCGUUUUUCCAGUGGAAAUAUUUUGCAGAUACAAUUUGCAAAGAGAAUACUACCCUGCAUUCCAAAGCGUAAUGUUUAGGCCUAACCCAUUACUGGCCGACUCAUACGGCACUUACUUCCCGCGACUUCUCAAAGUCAGAUCUACCGUAUUAAACGCGGAAGGUCAGAAUAACACCAGCAGACAUACCUUCUCAGUGCCACUCGACCGAAUGCCCAAUUUCACGCUCAUGUUGCAACACGUCAACUUGCCUCGGUUUUGUCACGCCACUCAAACGUCCGCCAUUUAUCCAGACGCCGUGCGCAAGAUGCGAAAUCAAACUAUUACUUUCCAUCGCGCAACCCAGACCACAAUAGAUGAAGACGUGGAAAACGAAUUGCAGACGUAUCAACAGAGAGUGGAAGAUCUUAGAAACUUAUGGGACGAAUCUGCUUAUAUUCGAGUUUUGGAACGGAUUGAAAACAGCAAACUCGAGACACCAAACGACGAACAGGACAAUCAUUUGGUUUUAGUGCACGACAUUCCGGCGUCAGCAAAUGGACAUAGCCACAAGGUGGACACUGCAAUCAACCUUUCCGCGAGAACGAACUGUACUGCUGGGGUUGAACAGACUACACCGUAUACCAAGGACUGUUACUAUCACUAUGCCCAACCGUGGCCAAACCCGAGCAAUCAGGAACCAGUUAAAAAGUACAACGCUAGAAAAUUUCCAACAUAUGGCCCGUAUAGGGAUGCUUUGAUGGGAGGACGCAAGAGGCGCGUCUCCACCACUCCUUCCCAAAGUAUGGAGGCGGACAAUCGAGUGACAUAUGCAUCGGUGGUGAAACAAUCUCUUAACGAUUCUGGUGUUGGCUCUAGCUCCGUUACGUUGACUGUGGCGGAAACUCAAAAAUGCGGACAAUCCGGAACAAGACCUACAUCUACGUCAGCCAAUGUUUGGCUCGGGGUCAUUGCGCAAGAGGGGAAAUUAAACCAAAAAGAGGACGAGGAGUUGGCUUAUGUUAGCGAAAUGAUAAAGAAACUUGAAGACGAAAUUAAACGCUAAAGUUGCAUUCUAAAAUGAGCUGUGAAAAAUACCGACAAUCUCAAAUUUUUCAGGUUUUCAAUGUGCAGAUCAAUUUAUUGUGUUUUUCUGGUAUAAAGGAAUAAUUUUCUAUAGGGCUAUAUUAUAGCCUCCAGAAGAUUUGCUUUAAAUAUUAUUGACUUCUCGUAACUUAUUAAUCACGCGUUCUCACAAUUGUAAGUGUAAUAAUGCUGCUAUGAGGAUAUUCUUCUCAUGGCUCCCCGCAUUUUAACCCUUUCAGGACGGCACCACUUUGCCGCAAAAGUGUUUCACAGACGGCUGUUUUUUACGUACCCUGUGGACGAAUGUCAUAUAUAUCGGUCACAGAAAUAUA